Messenger RNA from Amoebophrya sp. A25, 176 nucleotides. The record is from the annotation of a GenBank genome assembly. Lineage: Eukaryota; Dinophyceae; Syndiniales; Amoebophryaceae.
CUCCUCUCUUCUUAUUUUUUAUCUACGCGACUACUCUCUUUGCUGCGACCUUAUUUCCCUUAACCACGACCGUUCCUGAGUGUCUUUCCCAUGUCUUACCUUACUUGGUUUUCUCUCCCAGGUACUUACUCUUAAGCUCCUUACUAGAGGCUAUCGCAGCGUCGUUAUUGACUUAA